UACGGACAGUCGUUCAGCGAACAGACAGUAGCAACCUGUUGGCGCUGCUUUGGGCCGCGCCGGCACGCAAAUGGCGCAAACCGAAAGUGCUGAGGUACGCGAUGGCACCGCGAAGAUGGCAACUGCGGCCGAGCAGCGCACGGAACGAUGGUACCGCAAGAUUUCCGUCGAACCGUCCAUGUUCCUCUACAUGAUGGCGUUUAUGCUGACGUCGGUGGUGGAACAGGCGUUCUUCCUAUACAAGGCGUGCACCGUCGACCAUGGGUACACGCACGAGGUGUGUCUCAACAUCGAGCAGCACCAGGACAUCAAGAAGGAGGUUCAGGUGACGACGUCCACCUUUCACCAGUGGAACAACAUCGCGAUGUACGUGGUACCGAUAAUUCUGGCGCUCUUUCUCGGCGCGUGGUCCGAUCGGCGAGGCCGUAAGCUGCCGCUCAUCCUCGGGCUUACCGGGAAGUUUAUCUACUCGCUGAUGGUGGUGGUGAACACGCGGAUGCCCGCGUGGCCGGUGGAGUACAUUAUCUACACCGCGACCAUCCCCAGUGUGCUGACGGGGGCCGACAUUGCGAUCUUCGCUUCCUGCUUCGCGUACAUCUCCGACAUCACGACGGUCGAGGAGCGCACGCUCCGCAUCACCAUCCUCGAUGCGACCUACCUUAGCACGAUGCCGAUCGGAGUGGCCCUCGGCAACCUGAUCUUCAACCGUACGGGCAAAUCGUACACGAUCAUGUUCGCCAUCAAUGCUUCGCUGCUGGCCUGUUCGAUCCUCUACUCGGCACUCUGUCUAAAGUCGCGCACAACCGAGCGCCAGUGUUCGAUCCGCGAGCUGCCCUGGUACCGGAUGCCGCUCGAUUUCUUCGACCGUCAGCACGUUGUCCGCUCGGUGCAAACAUUCGUGAAGCGGCGCACGCUGCACCGGCGCACCUACCUGUACCUGCUGAUGGUCGCGAUGUCCUUCUACACGUUCCAGCGUGACGAGAAGCCGAAAAUGUAUCUCUACACACAGCUGCGCUUCGACUGGGACACGGAUCUGUACAGUUACUUCAAAACGUACCAAUCGGCCGCGUACGUCGUGAUGAUGUUUCUCGGUGUGCCGUUGUUUACGCGCGUGCUCGGCCUGAAGGACACGAUCAUCAUCAUGAUCGGGGCGCUGGCGCACGCCAGUGCCCGGUUUGUGUACAUCUUCGCCCAGGUCGGCUGGGUGCUGUACAUUGGGGCCACCAUCUCGAGCGUGGGCCCCGUCGUUGCGCCGGUGCUGCGAUCGAUGAUUUCGAAGAUGGUGCCCACGAACGAGCGCGGCAUCAUCUUCUCGUUUCUGUCCGUGUUCGACAACGCCGUGCCACUGCUGAGCGGGGUGCUGUACACGCAGGUGUACAACGCCUCGAUCGACACGUUCCCGCAGGCGAUCUUCCUGCUAACGAUGGGCACCCAGAUGAUCGUUUUUUUCAUCGCAGUGGCCAUCCAUUUCUCCAUCCGUGGCCGAUCGCUGGAUGAGUGCGAACCGACGAACGGGAAGCAACCGUGCACGACACUGAUCGACGACGCGAAGGAUCCCGCGAUCGAUGAUGAGCUUCCCGGCACGGGCCAACGUUAUCUUUAGUCUGCUUUGACCAGCAAACCCCACAAUUGCCAACGUCUUCCUGCGGUCCAUAGGAUCGCACGCACACGAGAAGGAUACGUGAUAAAAUGCCACUUUUAUUAUCCACUUGGCCACCCUGAAAGAGACUGCCCGACGGGAGGCGGAUACUUCCCUUCCUGCACAGCUCAGUAGCGACUCGUGGUGCCUUUGUCGGCGAAGCACACCCGCAGCGAUUCCUCCGCCACGUGGGUCGGUUUGUGCGGCGGGACGGCCACCUGCAUGAAGAUGUUGAUGCCUCGCGUCAACAGCUCGAUCGCUUGAUCGAUUUGCUCGUUCUGGAAUGGAAGCGUAGUGUUCACAUUUUGAUAUUAGUCUCUAAUAAAUGGGCCGUUU
Molecule: messenger RNA, 1975 nt
Organism: Anopheles cruzii
Lineage: Eukaryota; Metazoa; Arthropoda; Insecta; Diptera; Culicidae
Product: proton-coupled folate transporter
Exons: 3
Coding region: 71-1603 (510 amino acids)
Biological process (GO): transmembrane transport
Cellular component (GO): membrane
Molecular function (GO): transmembrane transporter activity
Source: RefSeq, a predicted model, not a curated record